Molecule: messenger RNA, 2376 nt
Organism: Aricia agestis (brown argus)
Lineage: Eukaryota; Metazoa; Arthropoda; Insecta; Lepidoptera; Lycaenidae
Gene: Hacd2
Product: very-long-chain (3R)-3-hydroxyacyl-CoA dehydratase
Exons: 7
Coding region: 129-1241 (370 amino acids)
Biological process (GO): very long-chain fatty acid biosynthetic process; sphingolipid biosynthetic process; fatty acid elongation
Cellular component (GO): endoplasmic reticulum membrane
Molecular function (GO): 3-hydroxyacyl-CoA dehydratase activity
Source: RefSeq, a predicted model, not a curated record
AGUCCACAACCACUCCGCAACAAGAAUUUUGUGGAAAUUGGAAAAUAGAGACAAAAAUAAUUAAAUUAUAAACAUUAAAUAAUAAUACGCAGCAGGAGACGAAUAUUACAUAAAAAUAGCCGGUUGAAAUGACGGUACCAAGUCCAUUUGUUUACUGGGCUCAAACUGAUAAAGCCGUAUCGCUCAAGAUAGAUUUGAAGAACGUUGCUAAGCCGGACAUUUCAGUAGUAGAUAACACCAUCAAGUUUGCUGCUAAAGGUGUAGGAGCCCAUGGAGAAAGCCAAUAUGAAUUUAGCCUGGAUUUAUUUUCGCCUGUUAAAUCUGGUGAGAACAAUGAUGGGGCUAUGGUCAGAAUCUUUGAUAAUAGAGUGGAUGUGAUCAUGUCAAAGGAAAAGGCAGCUUGGUGGCCCCGGCUGACGGCACAACCACAGAAACCAGCAUGGGUAAAGAUAAACUUUGACCUGUGGAAGUCAGAGGAUUGUGACAGCGAGGAUGAGACACGGGAUGUGAUGAAAGACUACCCUGGCAUGUACGAUAUGUUGCAGAAGGAGGAAAUUGGCUACAGGAAAGAAGACUUGAAAAAAGUGUACCUAGUGAUAUACAAUCUAUUCCAAUUCAUCGGAUUUAUGUAUAUCCUCGCUGUGAUGGGAGUGAGGUACGCCAAGUUGGAGUAUGAAUCUGUGCCUACCACGUACGAGCAUGUUGGGUCUGCUAUGAAGUUCCUCCAGCUAAUGAUGUUUUUGGAAGUUAUGCAUCCCAUGUUCGGAUAUACUAAGGGCAGUCCACUAAUGGCGUUUAUGCAAGUGGGCGGGCGAGCGUUCGUGUUGUUCGCUAUGAUAGAGGCUGAGCCGCGCAUGCACGCCAAACCCGUCGUGUUCUACCUGUUCCUUGUAUGGAGCACCGUGGAGAUUAUUAGGUAUCCAUUUUAUAUAGCCCAGCUGUACAACAAAGAAAUAUACUUGCUGACAUGGCUGCGGUACUCUAUCUGGAUACCCCUGUACCCACUCGGUAUUCUCUGCGAAUCAAUGGUAGUACUACGUAACAUUCCUUACUUUGAGGAGACAAACAAGUUCUCCAUAGCUUUACCGAACGAAUGGAACUUCGCUUUCCAUAUGCCUACGUUUUUGAGAGUGUAUUUAUUGUUUUUAACUAUACCCGGUAUGUUUAUGGUUAUGUCGCAUAUGACCAAGCUCAGAUCAAAGAAACUGAAACCAAAGAUUGUGAUAAGGAAAUGUAAGUAAGGGUUGUGGCAUAUUAUUAACAUAUUUGUAAGAUGCGUAUAGAGGCCCCCAUAUACGGAGAAGCUAUCUCUCUAUUAAUUAUCCGCAAGGUAUUGCGUAUCUUGCGACAGGCGAUUAAGGGUGAAGCUAAACGAGCGCAAUUUCGAGAGGCGUGAGUCUAGUCUAGUGCUGGUGGUGCUAAACCCACUGCACUGCUAACAGCAGAUAUUGCAGAAAAUCUGUUGUCGAUCAAAGUUACAUUCAUAAACAAAAUACCGCAGGUUUGACUGCAGGUAAUCAGCUGCCUCACUCCGGACAGAAUCAGAAUCCAAUCUAGAAUUGAAUCAGCUCAAGCUCAAAGCUUUUGCUACUUCCGACAUAUUAUAGCGCGAAAUCGUGCUGCGGCUCAAUUUGGAACUAAUUCGACCUCAACGGCUUUUCCCACUCCUGACAGAACUUAUACUAGCGCACGGUCCUGCUGCGGCUCAAUUUAAAACUAAUUAGACUCGUAAAUCGGAAUCAUAUCAGUUUCGGGGGUAAUUGGUAAAGGCGCGUCUGCUGAGGCCCGCGACAGACGCGCGCGGCCGACGACAUGUCUUGAAGUUAAUAUAAUAUGACAAUGUCGCGCGCGUCUGUCGCGGGCCUCGGAAGCGGUGUCAUACAUUUUCAUACAUUGACUAUUGUCGCAAGCGGCCGACGACAGUCGUAGGGCCCGCGCGGCCGCGAGCGAUCGCGAUGCACGGAAUUGUACCUUUAGACUGCUGCUGUCUGUCAACGUCUGUUGCAUAGCUGUCGCAAUAUAUGUAAUUAUCCUGGUUAGUUUAGCCUGCGCCAUUCCGACCAGAUUCAAUCGGUCUCCCCAUGUAUGAGGGCCUUAAGGGAAUACCCAUACAUUCUUUAGGGAGAGGGGUGGAAAGGUUCUGUACGUAGCAUGGGUACAAACUUUGAUGAAAUAUACCUUAGAUAAGACAAAAAAUAAUUAGGUUGUAAGACCCGCCCAGAUAGAAGCAAGAGUCACCUAAUAUACACAUAUGAUAGCUAUAAGAUAGAAGUUAUUCACCAUAACAAAAAAAUGAUUUUGUAACUGACUUAAAUUUAAAUCUAAAGAUGGGGUUCUUAGGUUGGGUUGCACCAACUAACUUUAACUAUAACUGUA